CUCCUACCCGGGUGGAUCAUGGAUCAUAAGUCUUUGAAAUCUUCGGAUGUGAUUCUCGACCUUGUUGUACAUACCAUGUCGAGGCCACUUGUCUUGACACUCAAGCUGGACAAAGGGUCGACUGAGCUCUUGACGAGUCUUCGAGCGAACUAUUUUCCCAAACAUCGAAACCAUCUCAAUGCCCAUUUGACCUUAUUCCAUGCGAUCCCUCCAGAUCGACGGGGAGAACUCGAUCGCUUACUCCAAGAUAUCUGUAAACAUCAGAAAGAGUUCAAUAUAUCGAUUGCGCGACCUUCGAGAAUGGGUAAAAAGGGGGUCAUGUUGCAUAUCAGAGAGAGUGGUUCGAGGGGUGUGAUUGAGGGUAUUCAUUCGUCCAUCGUCAGGGAUCUAUCAAAGGUCGAAAAAGGUCCUCCACCUGGAUCAAAACAAUACGCUGAGGCAGCAGAACGAGGUGGUAGACGUGGGUCUGCAUCACCUCUGACGGAUCAAGAUCUUGAACCCUUACGUUCGCCUCACGUGACAAUCUUGAACAAAGCAGAGGAUGAAGGUCAGGUCGAGGAUUGUCAUCGGGAUCUGGUGGAUCUCUUUAACAAGAUGGAUGGACGUCAAAAGCAUGGAACGGCUAUAGGUCUGCAACUGUGGGAAUACAAUCAUGGGCCUUGGAUACAUUUACAUGAUUAUUCGUUUGUCAGUCACUAGAGCGAUUAGAGGUUUCUCAUAGAGCAAUGUAUGGAAACCAUCGUCACC
Kockovaella imperatae is the source of this 747-nucleotide messenger RNA. RefSeq lists its product as hypothetical. The transcript has 2 exons. The coding region runs from base 19 to 699 and encodes 226 amino acids. The record is from RefSeq and is a predicted model, not a curated record. Lineage: Eukaryota; Fungi; Basidiomycota; Tremellomycetes; Tremellales; Cuniculitremaceae.